GUUACACCUCGUGACUUCCGUCCAUUAUGUAAACAGUGAAGAUGGCGGCCUCCUUCGUGCGCCGUGCCGUCCUCAGUCAGACCCUGAAAAGGUUCAGAACCUCAGGAGGAGACCUGAUCCGGAUCUCAGCUGGACACAGUUCUGUGACAUCGGAGUCUGUGGCGGGAAAACGCUCGGCCUGCUGGGUGAAAGUGAGCCGACAUGACCCCACUGGGAGAAACUUUCAGAACAAGCAGAGUGGAGGAGGAGGAGGAGGAGGAGUAGGAGUAGGAGGAGUAGGAGGAGUACUGUGGGCAGCCGUCGCUUUCUCUCUGUUCAGCAGUUCUGAUGAAGACCAACGAAAUGAAGCCCAGAGGAAAGAGGAUGAGAUGAUCCUGCUGCUGAAAAAGGCCAAGCUGAGUCUGUAUCGGGGUCAGCUGCAGGCUGCCUCUGGUUUCCUCCACCAGGCCGUCGCUCUGGCUCAUCAGACCCACAACAACCAGGCCAUCGUCUACACCUACAGUCUGAUGGCGAACCUGGCCUACGUCCAGGGUCACCUGGACCAAGCAGAGAAACUGUUCAAAGCAGCCAUGAGCUUCAUGCUGUCGGGAGGAACGCCACAGGACAACAACGCCGUCAUCGAGAUGUCUCUGAAACUCGCCACCAUCUACGCCGAACAGAACAAGGGGGACCUGGCUGAACACGGGUUCAGGUUCUGUACUGAGUCCCUUGAGGCCAAACUGGAGAAACAGAAGGACCUGCCAGCAGAGGAGCAGACAGAGGAGCAGCAGGCUCUGAGGAAGGAGACCCGGCUCCUCCUCGGUCUGUGUUUGGACUCGCGGGCUCGAUACCGGGCGUCAACACGGCACCUGAACCAGGCCGAACAGGACUACCAGAAGGCCCUGAACAUCUGCCGCCAGGAGCAGGGAGACACCCACCCACAGACUCUGGUGCUCAUGAGUGACCUGGCCACCAUCCUGGAUCUGCAGGGUCGCCAUGACGACGCCCUGGUGCUGGUCCAACAGGCCGUAGAUCUGAGCCGGUCCGCCGGACACCCGGACCAACACGUCCUGCUGGGAAACAUGGCCGGCAUCCUGCUGCACAAAGGCCAGCUGGAGGACUCGGUCCAGUUCUACCAGGAGGCCCUGAGUCUGGCCCGGCAGGCCAGAGACCAGGAGGCCGUGGACAAGAUCCAGGAGGGACUGAAGGAGGUUAAGAAGAAGAGGGAUAAGGAGAGGAAGGAGGAGGAGCAGGAGGCUGCGGAGGAGUGACCGGUGGUCUCAGUGUGUCCAUGGACAGACUGGACUGUCCUCAGGACCAUGACGUGAGUCCUUCAGUGUCUGUUCAGCCUUUUGAUCUACACAACUACUGACAGAGGUCCAGGAUUUCGCUGUGACCCCUGCGACCUCCCGUGUGCCUCCACUCUCGGACAGCGUGUCCUGCCGGUCUCCUGAAGUGUCCAGAUCUUCAGGUUGCCGUUAAAUGUUGUGAUCACUUAGCUUUUGCUCCCCAGAGGAUCAACCUUCCCUUAAAGACCUGGUUCGGGUGUUUGAUAAUUUAAUGUUUUUAUUGUGUUUGUGUGAAAAUGUGGCCGUUUCUCCUUCAGGUCAACGAACUGAACCUGCUCCAACAGUCUGAAUAAACCACUCUGAGACCACGAA
Molecule: messenger RNA, 1640 nt
Organism: Xiphias gladius (swordfish)
Lineage: Eukaryota; Metazoa; Chordata; Actinopteri; Istiophoriformes; Xiphiidae
Gene: ttc19
Product: tetratricopeptide repeat domain 19
Exons: 11
Coding region: 42-1250 (402 amino acids)
Biological process (GO): mitochondrial respiratory chain complex III assembly
Cellular component (GO): mitochondrial inner membrane
Molecular function (GO): protein binding
Source: RefSeq, a predicted model, not a curated record